Messenger RNA from Tremella mesenterica DSM 1558, 811 nucleotides. RefSeq lists its product as uncharacterized. The record is from RefSeq and is a predicted model, not a curated record. The annotation marks the transcript as partial. The transcript is spliced from 2 exons. Lineage: Eukaryota; Fungi; Basidiomycota; Tremellomycetes; Tremellales; Tremellaceae.
CUUCCUUUCUACUAUAUCUUUGUACGCGAUACAAUGUUCGUCCCAGACUAGAACUUAUCAUAUCUUGCUUCAUUUCUUGUUUUUUGUUUUCCUUAGAGGUGUAUUUGUGGAGUCAAUCAAAUCGAUAGAUCGACAAGAAGCUUAUCGCUAUCAAAUAUCCAAUCAUCUCAAUAUCCUGUGCAUUUCUCCAUUGGGCCGGACCGAAACAAUACACGAAUACCUCGUUUGGAGAUAGCCAAACACAAAAUCACCUUUCUACCUGUGACCUGUUAGGUUGCUAGGUGCCAUUGCAUGCUAUCUGCUUGAUAGAAAUUGUCACAAGAUAAGAAAGCCUUUGUUACUACCCCCCCAAAUCUGUUCAAGAUGACAGCCAACGGAUUCAAGAGUCCCGCUCCCGUUUUACCCGCUAUGGGUCUACAUUCUUUUCACAACGAUUCACCUCCUUUCGGUGCCGCCGCUACCGAACCUCACGAUCCAGAAUACUUCUCGCUUGACCUUCCUUCUAGAGGUCAUACAACUUCUUCUUCCGCAACUUCACCAUCAUCAAGUAUUCCUCCACCCAUGCAACCUAUUCAUCCUACGACCGCAAUGCCUAUCCCACAAAGAGGUUUCAACCCUAUUCUCUCCCGAGCUCCACCUUCAGACCAAUCGCCAGAUCACGAUCAAGAACGUCAUCCAGAGACGGAAGAUGAUAGACUUUCUUCUUCUCGUUCAAGACGUUUAGUAUCUGGAUACAUGUUUGGAAACCCGCCUUCUCCCGUUGGACGUCGACAUAUACCAAGGACCGAUAGAGUUCCUACGCCUCCUACUG